Messenger RNA from Hypanus sabinus (Atlantic stingray), 5424 nucleotides. RefSeq names its product small vasohibin binding protein (gene svbp). Gene Ontology annotation, biological process: negative regulation of protein ubiquitination; protein secretion. Gene Ontology annotation, cellular component: apical part of cell. Bases 255 to 461 code for a protein of 68 amino acids. The transcript has 4 exons. NCBI's taxonomy places the organism in Eukaryota, Metazoa, Chordata, Chondrichthyes, Myliobatiformes, Dasyatidae. The record is from RefSeq and is a predicted model, not a curated record.
CCGUCUCCAUGGAAACCACCGGAGCAUUUUGAAGCACGGACCAGCCGGCCGGUCCGCCCAAGAAUUCAUUCCGGUGGGCCGGGGUCGACGGAAGAUUUCGGCGGAUCGCUGGUUGCGUUUGACCUUGGCUUGUGCUAUUUGCAGUGUUUUGGAAGCACUUGAUCACCAUGCAUCGAUCACCACACAACACACGACGGGAGAACCAAGAUCUACUUCGGCCACACGUUGUCUUCUAGGUGAAGUCAUACGAGGUCAUGGAGAUGGAGUCGUCCUGUCGUAAGGAGAAACCGAGGCCAAAAGAGCCAGCCUGCCGUGGUGACAAAGCCAAACAGAAAUCUGCUUUACAAGAACUCAAACAGAGACAGCGAGCUGAAAUCUACGCUUUGAACAAAGUGAUGACGGAACUGGAGCAACAACAGUUUGAGGCUUUCUGCAAACAGAUGCAGUCGCAGAGUAAAUGAGGACAGCACAGACAACCUGACACUCCGCAGCCCGGGACAGGCAGCUUUUUUUUUGUUUUAACACUAAAUGCAUAUGAAAGAUGAUGCAUCACAAAUAAUGUGAUCCUGCUCUUUAACCAUAAGGAGACCUCAUUGUACAAAAAGUACUUGACCUCAGAUUGCAACUUUUUGCUAGCAGAAUAGGACCACUUUGAGUUGUGUUGUUCCAUUUUAAGUUAAAGUAUUUCUUAUUACUGCCAGGCCAGGCCAGGAUUCAGCUGGAUUUGCCAUUUCUGAUUGUUGUCCAUAUCUCCCUCUGAAUGCCAUCCAUGUGCCAUGAUGCUAAAGGACAGAAAGGGCUUUGACUACCAUACCCUCCAUGCUGGAACAGCUUCCAUUGCUUAUUAUCGAAGCUAAAUGAAGAAGACAUUGGAGUGAAACGCUGGGGGCUGCCAGUUGUUGUUUGAAUCUAAAUUUGAAAACCAGAAUCACCUUUUCUUACCUUAUGCAAAGGUUGCCAGUCCUUUGCCAUCUAAUGAACUGAGAGAAAAACAAUCCUCACAGGCAGUGUAUUUAUAUUUGAUCUCGUGUCAAGAAGUUGGAGCAUGUCAUUGAAGCUCCUGCCCCUGGAAUCCCAUGAUGGAGACCACGCUUCACCAUCCACAUUUUUGCCUGUUGAUUUUUGAUUUCAACUUCCCCUGAAAAAUAUCAGCCAUCUAUUACAUCUGCUUUUUGAACUUGACAUAGAAUUUUCCAGGAGUCUGUUCCAAAUGUAUACAUGCCUUUUGGAGAAAAAAGCUUUUCCUAACUCAUGACCAUGUGAGUUUACAGUUGCAUCCUUUUAUGCAAGCUAUCCCAUCGUCUGACAAUUACCUCAUUUUACUUUCUUGGACCCAGAAGAAUUAGGAAGCUUCACUUUUCACCCAGUGCAAAGAAACUGCAACCAUCUAGAGUGGAUGCUGGACCUGAAAGUGAGGCAGUGAGACUCCCACCACUAGUUUUGCAGUGCCAAUACAAUUGCUUAUAAAUGCAUUGUUAUCCAGGAUCACUGUUUUCCCCAGUGUUUUUUUUAUCUAUUUAAAAUUCAUGAGUUUCAUCUGUGCCAUGCAGGUCUCCAAGAAUGAUGACGGAUUGAUUAAUCCCCAAAUGAGAUGGAUAAAAAUACUAUCAACCUACCCAAGAUAGAACAUUGGAGUUCUAUCAUCACAAGAGUUGAGGCCAGGAUUUUUUUUUAAUCUGAAAUUUACUUGAAUAGAUCAGGAAAAAUGUAAGCUGUAGAAUUGUUGAAUCCUCUGCAAUGGAAGUAUUCAAAGCUGAAAUUCAAAGUGGUGCACAGCUGUCUUGCAAGUCAGAUCACCUUGUUUUUCAAGUGGAAAUACUUUCCCAUCAAACCUUUUUAAGAGAAAUAUGUAUUUAUAAACUUGACAUUAUAUGCUUUAUUAUUUAUUGUUGUGAUUGUACCUAUAGUUUGUGUCUUGUGUUAUUUCAGGAUUCCUAAGGAGAGUACUGAUACAACCCAACUGAGGGUUGCUAUUAAUGGCCAUGAGGUGAAGUUCAGGAAAAUAGAUUGAGAAAGUACUUGACAUACAAGCCUCUUGUUCCCAAUGAAACCAGCCCUGUGCUGUGUUCUGGCAUCAUGUCAUGCCAUUUUUACUGGGGCAGCACUACCCAUUCCUGGAAAGGAACGCAACUGUGAACAUUAACGCCAAAAUCAGCUGUCACCCAAGGUGACUCCAUGGCAGGAUGCUACAUACCAUGCCUCAUCAGUGUAUAUCAUCAGAAUCUGGCCUAGUGGAGGGAGGCACAAAGUAUCCAUUGACAUUAAGUCUCACUUGUUAACAAUAUUGCAGAUUUCAUUCUGUUUAUUUCAAACUUUGAAAAAAAAUCUGAAGGAAAAAUUACCUCUUCUUAAAUCAGUUUUCCUUUUGUCUUAGUCCAACAGUAAUAAACUCCUUCAUUAGGUAAUUAUAUGCACGCUUCUGUGAGUCUUAAGAACAGUAAUUGCAAGUCUUUUCCUUUGACAUCAGCACUGGAUAGCUGAAUUGGAGUUUGUUGCUCUUUAACACAAGGGGCAAAGACAAGGUUGUCUCCUUCCACCUUUAUCUUUAAUUAUGAGGAUUAAUUGAAUUUUAUCAUAAUUCCUAAAAUUAUGUACAAGGUUUUGCAUAUAUACAUUUUAAUAGUAUUGCAUACAUGAUCUUGUAUGUAAAUAUGAUCUUGUAGGUAAAUAAAACCAAAAAUCGCUAAAAACCUAAAGGUCCAACAACAUCUGAAGAGAGAAAUAUAAUUGACUUUGCAGGUGAAUGACCUUUUGGAUCUUCAGCUUGAUAAACUCUUUUUGCCAUUGUUUUGCUGACUUUAGAUAUGAACAGACCUUGUAAAAUUGGUGCCUGCAGAUCCUAUGUGCAGGAUCAUGGUGAUAGUGCAUUAAGCAAUCAACAGAUUGUAUUUUGUUACGUUCUAUUAACUAAUUUACUACUACAUUAUAAAGGAUUAGAAUGGCCUUUAACAUAUCACUUUUGUUCAAAAGAAUUGUUAGUGUGGAGUUUAAAGCUACUAGGAUGGAUAUUGCCUGCAGCAAUACUUUUACAUAAAAGUAACGAAGGGGUGACAUUUAUUUGCGCCAAGCUAAGGUCUCACCGUCUGUGAUUAACUUUGCUUGUCUCACAUCUAGUUCUUAGUCAGUGUUGAAUUGGCUUGUUUCUUCCUGUGAUUUCUCUAAAAAAAUAUAAAGUUAAAUUUAGCUCACACCACACCUUGAACCUGAUCUGCUAUAUAAGAUAAUGGUGAAGAUGUGGUGUGAAUCAGCUUCAUUGUACCAUAUUCCCAUGUUUGGAUUUCUUCCAUGCUCAGAAAAGUGUGAAUUUCAAUUAGUGGAUCACCACCGUUGACUGGAACAGACAAUUUCUCUGAGUAAAGAUAUUUAAUCCUAAAUGGCUGACCCCUGGUUGUGGCCAUUAUUGCUCCAAAAGCACAGCUAUACCACUCUGGGUGUCAUUUCAUCCCCACAUCUAUGGAAAUUUUACCGAGUUGACCCUGAUCUGUAAUUCGCACUUGAGUAUGAUUCAUAAAGUAGUUAAUCUGUUUUUGUGAUAUUGGUUAAUAGAUUAAGUAUUAGUGAAGACACUAGGAAAAAUUUAUUUUCUGGCUCCCCCAGUUCUAAUAUGGACACAGCCUUGAUUCAGCUUUACAUUUGAAGAUCAACAGUAAUGUCAGCUUAGAUUAUGCACCAAAGUUUCUAAUGUUAAGGGGAAAUCUGUUGGAAUUAUUUGAGGAAAUAACAGACAGGACAGACAAAAAAGAGCCACUGGAUAUUGUUUACUUGGAUUUUCAGAAGUCCUUUGACAAGAUGUUGUACAUGAAGCUGUUUAACAAGAUAAAAGCUCAUGGUAUUACAGGAGGGUUUCCAACAUGGAUAGAAGAUUGACUGACUAGUAGGAGGCAAACAGUGGGAAUUAAGGCAGGUUAUUAUGGUUGAUACAGGAUCAGAAUUGGGACCACUACUUUUCACAUUAUAUGUCGAGGAUUUGGAUGACAGUAUUGAUGGCUUUCUGGCCAAGCUUGCAGACGAAACAAAGAUAGGUGGAGGGACGUGUACUGUUGAGGAAGCAUAAUCUGCAGAAGUAUUUUUUCUGAUAAAUGGAUGUUGCCCGACCUGCUGAGUUUAUCCAAAUUGUUUGUACAUGUUUAUUUGACCGCAGCAUCUGCAGUGUACUUUGUGUUUAGUAUUUUUUCUGGUUGGGAGAAUGAGCAAAGAAGUGGCAGAUGGUAUAGAGUGUAGGGAAGUGUGUAGUCAUACACUUUGGUAGAAGGAAUAAAGCCAUAGACUAUUUUCUAAAUGGAGAGAAAAUUCAAACAUCAGAGGUGCAACAGGACUUUGCAGGAUUCCCUAAAGGUUAACUUGCAGGUUGAGUCGGUGGUGAGGAAGGCAAAUGCAAUGUUUUCAGUCAUUUUGAGAGGACUAGAAAGAUGCAAUGCUGAAGCUUUACAAGGCAUUAGUCAGACUGCACUUGGUGUAUUAUGAGCAGUUUUGGGUCCCUUAUCUAAGAAAAGAUCUGUUGGCAUUGGAGAUGGUCCAGAGGAGGUUUACGAGUAUGAUUCUGGGAAUAAAAGGGUUAAAUUAAGGAGUGUUUGAUGGCUCUGGACCUUUUUACCCAUUGGAGUUUAGAAGAAUGAAAGGGGGGGGGGGAAGAAUACCUCAUUGGAACCAAAUGAAUAUUGAAAGUGGAUGUGGAAAGGAUGCUUCCUACAGUGGGUGAGUCUAGGACCAGAGAGCGCAGCCUCAAAAUAGAUUACAGUAGUUUCUUUAGCUAGAGAGUGGUGAAUAUCUGGUAUUCAUUUCCAGAGACAGAUGUGGAGGCUAAGUUAUUGAGUAUAUUUAAAGCAGAAGUUGAUAACUUCUUGAUUAGUCAGGGCGUCAAAGGUUAUGGGGAGAAGGCAGGAGAAUGGGUUGAGAAUGAUAAUAAAUCAGCUAUGCUGUGAACAGAGGAGCAAACUCAGUAGGCAGAGCGGCCUAAUUCAGCACCCAUGUCUUAUGGUCUUAUGUUAAUUUGAACCCAGAAAUUUGACUCAGAUGAAUCACAAUCAGACUCAAGGCUAACAUCCAUUCCUCAAGGAAACACAAAUCCAACAUGACUUAAUUCUAUUUCCCUGUAAGAUGUUCAUUUGAUGUUUUUCUAAACCUGUUCCAUUUUUCUUUCAUUUUUUUCAACACAAAUCUGUGGCCAUAUUGUAUGAUUCUUAAACAGGUACUGUAGUCCAGCAGAACACUUGCUGAGACUUUCAUCAAAAUUUGGAUUUCAUUUUGUACAACAAGGUAGAUUGUGAAUACUAAAGUAGAAUUGUAGCAGAUGAGUGACUGUUUACACAAUGUUGCUGGGUUACCCAGUCUGAAGCUGAUGUAAAUCAAAACGUUUUUAUUGCUAUGUAAGUAAUUUUAUCCAAAAUUUAGUGGGCCUCUACUAAAUAAAAAUGCUUGAGAAUC